Trichomycterus rosablanca is the source of this 1980-nucleotide messenger RNA. It is a transcript of the gene tmem266, whose product is annotated as transmembrane protein 266. Gene Ontology annotation, molecular function: voltage-gated channel activity; monoatomic ion channel activity. Gene Ontology annotation, biological process: transmembrane transport; monoatomic ion transport. NCBI's taxonomy places the organism in Eukaryota, Metazoa, Chordata, Actinopteri, Siluriformes, Trichomycteridae. The transcript has 11 exons. Gene Ontology annotation, cellular component: dendrite; plasma membrane. The coding region runs from base 52 to 1686 and encodes 544 amino acids. The record is from RefSeq and is a predicted model, not a curated record.
UUUUUGAAGGGAUUUUUUUUUUGAGGAAGCAAGUCCCUGUCUACAUCAGUCAUGAGCAACCCACAGCCCUCUCAGCCAGCCGCAGCACUCGACCUGGAAGUGAUCUCCCAGCAGGUGGAGGACGAGGGCCAGUGCAUGGCUCCGGUGCAGCUGGUUAGCUUCACUUACAGAGAUCUUCCUCUGGCUGCUCUGGAUAUAUCACUGGCUGGCUCUCAGCUCAUCUCCAACCUGGAUGAAGAGGAAAAUAGAGAAGGGUCUAACUGGUUAAAGCCAUGCUGUGGAAGGAGGGCAGCUCUAUGGCAGGUUUGCUUGCUGAGUGCAGGAUUUAACUCCUUGUUGGUAGCCAGCGUGAUCUUAGUGGUGGUACUGCUGACGCUGGAGCUCCUCAUCGACACCAAGCUGCUGCAGUUUACGAAUGAAUCUCAGUUUGCUGCCAUUAUUCACUGGAUCAGCCUAGUCAUUCUUUCCAUCUUCUUCACUGAGACGGUGUUCAGGAUUGUGGUGCUGGGGAUAUGGGAUUACAUAGAGAAUAAAGUUGAGGUGUUCGAUGGUGCUGUGAUUGUGCUCUCUUUGGCUCCGAUGGUUGCCUCCACUGUUGCUAAUGGACCCAGCAGCCCCUGGGAUGCCAUUAGCCUUAUCAUUACUCUUCGUAUUUGGAGAGUCAAGAGAGUUAUUGAUGCAUACGUGCUGCAAGUGAAGGUGGACAUGGAGAUGGAGCUUCAACAAUAUGAGAAAGCUAAAGCUGUGCAGGAGGAGCAGCUAGAGAGACUUACUCAGAUCUGCCAAGAACAAGCGUUUGAGAUCAGGCAGUUGCGGGCUCACUUGGCACAGCAGGAUUUGGAUCUGGCUGCAGAGCGUGAAGCUGCCAUGCAGAUUCACCAUGUGUGGGGGAAGCAGAACAGCAGCUUUCAAGAGGUUGAUGGUCUGGGACCUGCAACUUCAGAUAGUGAAGCCAGAGGAAAGAGCAAUGAUCCAGGAGCUCCUGCAGUAACGCACGAAAGCAUUGUUCAAGAUGACAUGAACAAUUACAUCAGCCAAUACUACAGUGAGCCAAGCAGUGAUCUUGGGGUCCCGGAGCAAGGUGCGCGCAUCAUAACCACUGCAGCCAUAGACGUGCACCUGCCCACCAACCCAUGCCAGCUGCCUCCAUCUCUGGUAAGCGCAGAUGGGCUAGCCAGUUCAGUGAGCGAGGCCCCCAGCAGCACAAUUUCACGGUCUAGCUGUAGCUUCUCAGCGCGCCAGCACAGCGUCAGCAGCCACACAUUGGCUUCCAGCAGCGAGUGCAGCUCCACCGUACGCGAGGCCUCAACCUCAGAUUACAGUGGCCAACGUUACUGCCCACCUCCCUACUGCAGCCCACUGGCACUGGGUAUGCAAGGAGGUGGAAACACCCCCAGUGCUGUGGUCCAGGAGCUUCUUUCAUCCCUCUCUGAGGACUCGUGCUUGGUCCAGAAGGGCAGAGUGAACCCACUUAACUUGAAGCUGCCCAGUCCGGCUGGUUCAGCCAAAGCCAGUCCAGAACUGGACCACAGGGUCAGUAUUUACAAUAAGAGGAACCAGGAGAGUCUGGCUGUGUUCCAAACCAAGCCUCUGAUCCACUUGCAAGGGACUGAGCCAUCUCUCAGUGAGAAGUACAGACUCAUGGAGCCUGCGGACACUCCGAUAAAUCGCAUGUCAGACACGUAGGACUUGAAGUGCAGUGGUGUGGCCACCAUCACCAGCUGAAGCAGCCUCCCUCUUGUUUGUUCUUUGACUCCAUUCUGCCCAAUUAAAAUCUCCAGACAUUGCAUUUUAGUGCUCAAAGGGAUCCUGUCAUGUCUGAAAAUCCAUAGUAAGGCAUCAAAAAACCUUUUGACCUAUUGUUAAAAGUUUAAUGCUUUGACAGUGCCAUAGUCAUCCAUUGACGGGGGUCUAGAGAGAAUUAUUGGAAUGGCAGUAGUCUCCUGCCAACUCACUAAAGCAACAAUAGCCAAUCUCAGG